AUGAUUGAGGUGUACGAGAGGACUGGGAAGUGGCGGAACUACCCCACGGGGGUGCAUGUGGCGAAGGAAGGAGAGGCGGUGAGAAUUCUGGGAGCAUUCAUGGGAAAUGGAGUGGAACAGUGUGCGGUAUGGACUCCGAAGAUCGAGAAAGUACAAGCAGUGCUGGAACGAUGGAAGAUGGGGCACGCCACCGUCCUAGGCAAAGCGCAGACCGUGCAAAUGAUGGCGGGCGGCAUGACACAGUUCCUGACCGAUGUCCAGCGGAUGCCAGGCGCGAUAGUGAAGAGGCUCAACAAAAUAAUACGCAACUAUGUAUGGAGUGAUAAGCCACACGUCCCGAUAGCAACAGAACACCUGUACCUUCCGAUAAGUGAGGGGGGCAUU
Trametes versicolor FP-101664 SS1 is the source of this 384-nucleotide messenger RNA. RefSeq lists its product as uncharacterized. The transcript has a single exon. The annotation marks the transcript as partial. The record is from RefSeq and is a predicted model, not a curated record. Lineage: Eukaryota; Fungi; Basidiomycota; Agaricomycetes; Polyporales; Polyporaceae.